Molecule: messenger RNA, 2814 nt
Organism: Mugil cephalus (flathead mullet)
Lineage: Eukaryota; Metazoa; Chordata; Actinopteri; Mugiliformes; Mugilidae
Gene: foxred2
Product: FAD-dependent oxidoreductase domain containing 2
Exons: 10
Coding region: 153-2213 (686 amino acids)
Molecular function (GO): monooxygenase activity; flavin adenine dinucleotide binding
Source: RefSeq, a predicted model, not a curated record
UUAUUUUUUUUUUUCCCACUCCAGAGGGGACGACACAAGGCGGACGGAUCGCGUUUUUAAAAAUGUUGAAGAGUAAACAUGUAGCGACCAAAGCAGGAUUCAGACCCCGGAUGCUGCGCGCAAGGCAUCGACUGAUAUAAAAAAAAAAGGUUAUGGAGCCGACCUUUUCUUGUUUCAUCCUCUUCACCCUGACUGGCUUCGUCACGAGCUCCUCUUUCGAUGACCGCUACCGCCGCAAUGGCACGGGCCGCCACGACUACUGCGUGCUCGGAGCCGGACCUGCCGGGCUACAGAUGGGAUACUUCCUCUCCAAGGCCAAGAGAGACUACAUCAUCCUGGAGAGGAACUCGGGACCUGGGAGCUUCUUCAACAAGUAUCCCAGGCACAGGAAGCUCAUCAGCAUCAACAAGAUCUACACCGGACGGCGGAACCGGGAGUUCAACCUCCGCCACGACUGGAACUCGCUGCUGAGCGACAAACCCGACCUCUUGUUCAGGAGGGUGAGCAGCGAGUUUUACCCUCCGGCCGACGCCUUCCCUCUGUACCUGUCCAUGUUUGUGAAGGAGCUCGGGUUGAGGGUCCGGUACGGGGUGGACGUCGGGAGGAUCAGAGCCGUGCAGUCGGCCUCCGGAAGGAGCUACGUCCUGACUGACCAGCACGCGUCGGACUACACCUGCGGCGUCCUCCUGGUAGCCACGGGUUUGUGGGUUCCUCAGGAGGUCGAGUUUGUCGGUUCCGAUUUGGUCGAAGGCUACGAGUCCAUCUCCACUAACCCCGAGGACUACAAAGACCAGGCUGUGCUAAUUCUGGGAAAGGGGAACUCUGCUUUUGAAACGGCCCAGAGCAUCUUGGGACGAGCGAGUCGGGUGCACAUGCUCAGUUCCAGCCCCGUUCGACUGGCGUGGCAAACGCAUUACGUCGGAGAUCUCAGAGCCGUUAAUAAUGAGCUCAUAGACACGUAUCAGCUGAAGUCCCUCGACGGGCUGGUGGAGGCGCGCCUGGAGAAAAUAGCUAUCGCUCGCCGAAAGGAGGAAGGCCGGAGGAGACCGGGUGGAAAGAAGAAAGAAGAGAAGGGACGGUUGUAUCUGACUUUAAACAAGUACGUACAAAGCAAAGAGGAGACGAAUAGUUCGGAAGUGACGGGAGAAGAACUGCCAGGGCAUCACAUUGACAAUUUCCCGAUGCGAAAACCGUACGACCGAGUGAUUCGAUGUCUCGGCUUCCGAUUCAACUUCAGCAUAUUCGAAGGCGCCUCCUGCCCACCGAACAGUGAGAACGCAAAAGGGAGGUUGCCGGGGGUGACGGCCUGGUAUGAAGGGAAGGAGACGCCCGGGUUGUUUGUGCUGGGAACCGCAGCUCACUCCAGAGACUACCGCUCGUCUGCCGGCGGCUUCGUCCACGGAUUCCGUUACACAGUACGAGCUGUACACCGCGUGCUGGAGCACCGUUACCACAACAACCCGUGGCCGUCGACAAAAGUGGCGACGACGCAUUUGCAGUCCUGGAUCCUGAAGCGUCUCGGCGAGGCCUCCGGGCCGUACCAGAUGUUUGAGAUGCUCGGGGACGUUAUUCUUCUUCGAGGCUCUUACUGCGAGUACCUGGAAGAGUUCCCCAUCCAGGCCUUGCCCCAGUUCUCCUCUCUAACCGGCCGAGAGGUCUCCAGCCACGGCCUGAUAGUUGUGGUCAUGCAGUACGGGAAGGAGAAGAUAGACUACCUGGGGCGUAACAGGGCGGAAACAGACUGGACUAAAGCUUGGAAAUCCAACUUCCUACACCCUGUUUUAUACUUCUACGACACGCUUCCUUCUGAUGAAGAAAUGAAGCGUCGCCCCCACAGCUGGACUUUACCGAGACCCAAGGCUAUUCAUCACAUCGUCGAGGAUUUCCUCACAGAAUGGGAGAGUCCCGUGUCGCACAUCCAGCCUCUGCGGCGCUUCCUGGAGCACUGUGUCCAGACCGACCUCAGAGCCUUCUAUGCAGAAUCAUGUUUCCGCUCAUCUCUCACCCACCGCAAGCCGCCGCUGUUCUGCCAGCAGGGAUACCUGAGGCGGCAGGGGGUCGCCCACCACGCUCGGCCGUCGCAGCACGUUCAUAAGCCUGGGCCGAUGCCGGCCGAUCAGGACGCGGGCACAUCGGGGGCCGACGCAGCGUUUCCCAACUACCUGGCACCAGCUGGAGCCUCCGUGUCUUCGGGACUGAAACUUGACUUCUGAUUGUUUCAUCAGCUGUUUAAGUCCCUCCGAACUGCUACCUCCUGCACGCAUUGGUACUCCCUCUGCCAGACAGAAGUAUUUGCACAGACUACCAUCCUACAUAUCAGUGGCUCCCAUCCUGUUUAUGGCCUGUGCGACUGUUUCAACCAAAGACUGAUUUCCCUUUCUUUAUUUGGACCACGUCUAAGUGUCACAAAAGAAGUACAAUUAUUCUGUGAUUUACCAGAAGAGAGUCUGGAACUAUGAGCUUAAAGUGGCAAUCUUGAAUAUUUCAUUUCUGGUUGAUUUAGCGACACCUGCAGUCAUAAAAACUGAUUUUCUGGCAAAAAAAAAGUGAUGAAAUAACCAACGAAUGAUAGCGUUGCGUGCUAAGCUCACUGACAGACAUGCUGAAUUCACUACUUAUCUUUUUGCCAGUAAAUCAAAUUUGAGUACAAAGCUGCAGAAUUAGCCAUUAGCAGUCCAUAAACUGAGAUUAUUCUAGCAGUGACGUAAUGCAGCAAUGUUACCGAAAACGUCUCCAUAACCAGUGCAAUACUUUAAUCUCUGGGCUGUCACCUCUGUCACCAUUGAUUUACCUCAUGGAUAGAGACUUUACCGA